UACUCAUUUCCAUUGAGCGCUCCAAACCAACAAAACUGCUCUAUCCAUCCAAUCCAUUCCUAAUUCCUCCAUCUCCUCCUUGCCUUGUAAUACCAUCCAACUCACUCUCUGUUAGUGUUAGGUGUGUAAUGGUAAUGGCUUCUAUUUCAGCUACUUCCCUCAGAUUCUGCAUGCCUCUCAACCAACCUACCAAGAUGAACCACAACCAGCUUCUCAGAACAAGCUCCAUUGGCCGGGGAUUGCUCAACAAUAAUGCUUUCCACCUUCGUGUCUCUUGUGCGGCCAAACCAGAGACAGUGGAUAAAGUGUGUUCAAUUGUGAGGAAACAAUUGGCUUUGCCUGAAUCCUCAGAGCUCACCCCUGAAUCCAAGUUCGCAGCUCUUGGUGCUGACUCCCUCGACACAGUGGAGAUUAUUAUGACCUUAGAGGAAGAAUUUAGCAUCAACAUCGAAGAGGAUAACGCUCAGAACAUAACCACAGUGCAAGAAGCUGCCGAUUUGAUUGAGGACCUUGUUGUUAAACAGCAAUCUUAAAUCACUAUAGGCUUUUAGUAUGUUAAAGUUGUAUUAUUCCAAGAGGCAGAUGAUAAGAAGAGUUUAGUAGGUUAGGAUGUUCUUUUUUCCUCAAAUGUUUUUCUUGAGCAAAUUAAUGUGCUUCUACUCCAACUUAUAAGUUACAAAUUUAUAAUCCAAUAUGAAUGUUUUCUGCUCUCUAAACGGGGAGAGGAUCGAUCAGUCUA
Molecule: messenger RNA, 739 nt
Organism: Benincasa hispida (wax gourd)
Lineage: Eukaryota; Viridiplantae; Streptophyta; Magnoliopsida; Cucurbitales; Cucurbitaceae
Product: acyl carrier protein 4, chloroplastic-like
Biological process (GO): fatty acid biosynthetic process
Molecular function (GO): phosphopantetheine binding; acyl carrier activity
Source: RefSeq, a predicted model, not a curated record